This is a messenger RNA of Gadus morhua (Atlantic cod), 4696 nucleotides long. It is a transcript of the gene mamdc4, whose product is annotated as MAM domain containing 4. The transcript has 29 exons. Bases 343 to 4011 code for a protein of 1222 amino acids. Gene Ontology annotation, cellular component: membrane. The record is from RefSeq and is a predicted model, not a curated record. Gene Ontology annotation, molecular function: protein binding. NCBI's taxonomy places the organism in Eukaryota, Metazoa, Chordata, Actinopteri, Gadiformes, Gadidae.
AUCAAACAUGCAUUGUUUUACGGCCACACUGAAGCACGUUGUGUAUUCCCCAUAUUGUAAUGCCAUAUUAUAAGUCAUUGUAAUAUGUUUAGGUUCACAAGGUGAGGAGGUGGCGGUGUACGUGUUCGGCUAUAUCGUCAAAUUUUCCAUGCUGACCUGUUUCAUUCUAAAGUGUCGGCCCUGAGGGUUUUUAUGACUUUACGAGGCCAGGUUGCAGAUGUGUCAGAUGUAAAGUCCACCUGUUAUCGGGCGGAAGGACUGUCUAUCUGACAGGGUCAGAGCUGCUAGGUGGAGGCAGACCAGUGGAGAGCAGAUCCUGGUUGAGGACGGAGCUGAAGGAAGAUGGAGCUAGCGAGGACUCACACGGCCUUUGUCCUCAUGCUGAUGUUGCAGUGGGCUGCAGGCGUGCAGGGAGAGUGCCUGUCCCCGGGACGGAAGUGUGACUUCACAUGUGACUGUACCGACUGUAGCGAUGAAAGCGACUGUGGCUACAGCGGGAAGAGCUUUGCGUGUACCUUUGACGCUACCUCCUGUGGGUGGCAGUCCACGGCUCAAUCCCUGAGCUACAUCUGGGAGGAGCAUCAGAGAGGGGAGACCCCGCCCACCAGCGGCCCCUCCUCCGACUACACCACCGGCACCGCCUCAGGUCGCUAUAUGGGCGUGACGGCCGUGUCAGCCAGCACUCCUUCGACCGCAAAGCUGUUCUCACCUCCGAUGACUAACACCUCUCCGACCUGCCGCCUGCGCCUCCGAUACUUCAUCUGGGACGCAGGACUAACAGGUCUGGGGCAGACACCGCUGUGGGCGUCUGUGCUGCAUCUGAACGGUUCGAGUCUGGUGGUCUGGCGGCCCGGUAGCUCUAGUGUCAACGCCUGGAGGGAGGCCGACAUCUUCCUCGGUCGCAUCCCAUUCGGAUUCCAAAUAUAUCUGCAAAGCAAGCGCACCGAGGGUCUCCGUGGUGACAUCGCCGUCGACCAGCUGGAGUUCCUGGACUGCGCUCUGCCCGCGCCGAGCGCAUCAGGGCUCUGCGCAGACGGCCUGCUGCUGUGUGCGCGCGGCGGAUGUGUGGAGCAGCGGCAGGUCUGCGACGGCACUGACGACUGUGGGGACGGCACCGAUGAGCUGAAAUGCGAGGGCUACCAGGCAUGUGACUUUGAGGACGAUCGGUGUGACUGGGACCUGACACCUAUUUCCAAUCUGCAUUGGACACGGACCUCUCAGAACAACAUCUCCACCACCGACCCGCUCAAAGGGCCCGGCAGAGACCAUUCCACCAACAGCGUCACAGGUCACUUCCUGUACGUGACCGUGCCCGAGGGGGGGCUGAAACAUGAUUGGGCGGCAUUUCAAAGUCCACUCCUGGAACCCACCAACAGCACGCACCCUUGCAAGCUGGUGAUGUACACCCAUCAGUUUGGGCCGCGGGCCGGGGGUCUAUCCGUCCUGGUUGCAAGCUACAAGAUCGUCCCCGUCUGGGAGCGGGGUGGUGACCUUGGGGACCUGUGGGUGAAGGCUGAGGUGGAGGUGGUGGCCAACACCACCUUCAAGAUCCUGGUGGUGGCAGCCAUCAGGGAUGCUGAGUAUGGGGGUAUUGGAGUGGACAGCUUGCGUCUGUCCCCCGGCUGUGUCCGAUCAUCAGGAAUCCCGACAAUGCCGACGGAAUUCCCCCGUCCCCCUGGAGAUCCCUGCAUCGAGAGCAGCAAGAUGUGCGACUUUGCCCCCGACUGCUCAGAGUCCGCUGACGAAGACAAGUGUGGUGACUUCUCCUACGAUAAGGGCAGCUCAGGUUGGACAGACCGGAGCAUUGGAAGUCAAGCUUGGAAGCUGCAUAAGAAUUCAAACUCCAUCGCCAAAGAGGAGUACCUGUAUGUCUCCGGGGCCCCUGGCCAGCAGCUGACGGACGCCCAGUGCAGAACUCCUCCCCUGGGGCCCUCGGGGCCGGCCUGCAGCCUCUCCUUCUCCUACGCCCUCACCGGAGCCCCCGACCACAUCGGAGACCUGUCAGUCCGACUGAUUGACAGCUUGCGGGGCCAGUUGCCUAAGCUGUGGGAGUUCAGCGGGAAGACCGGCCCUGAGGAGACGGCCUGGCGCAGGGCCGAGGUGACAGUUGGGGACCGACGACAUCGCUUCCAGCUGGCGUUUGAGGCUCGGGCCGCGACUCUGGGUCUGAACGCCACCGUCCGGGUGAAGGACGUCCGCUUCAGCCGCUGCCACCCCAACCACCUGCCCUCCUCCCCCUCAGGCCUGGCGUGUAACUUUGAGGACGGGCUGUGCGACUGGUACCAGGACCACAGCGAUAACUUUGACUGGACGCUGCUCCCGGGAAUGGACCACACCAUCGGGACCGGUAAGAGCCUGGUGGUGGACCUUUGGGACCCGUCUCUGCGGGGGGGGUCCGGUCGGCUGCUCUCCUUCCCCCAGCAGGCCUUCCCCACGGACCGCUGCCUGGCCUUCUACUACAAGCUCUACGGCUCGCAGACAGGCGUGUUGAAUGUGAAACUGACGGACAGCUACGGCCAUGAGGUGUUGCUAUGGACACGUAGCGGAGCGCAUGGAAACUUCUGGCAUGAAGAACACUGCACAGUCCCUUACCAGCUCAGCAAUUUCCAGCUGGUGUUCGAGGUGCUGCGCUGGGGCUUCGACGGGCGCGUCGCCAUCGACGACGUGGCCCUCCUGGAGCGGCCCUGCGCCGUGCCGCGGCUCUGCUCCUUCGAGGGCCAGGUGUGCGGCUACACCAGCUCGGGGGCCGUCCGCUGGGGCCAGAGGAACGGCCUCGCGGCCGCCCCCACCGGGGGGCCCAAGGCGGACCACACGCUGGAGACGGAGAUGGGGUACUACAUGAUGGUGUACAGUGGUGUGGACGACCUGGGGUUGGACGGCCUCAGCACCCUGAGCUCCCCGGUCCAACCGGGCUCCAGUGGCACCCAGUGUGUCCACUUCUGGUACCACAUGGGUGGGGAGCACCCUGGUCUCUUCAGCGUGUACAUGAAGCCGGUGACGGGAGACAGAGUGAAGCUCUUUUCUAACAACCUCGACCAAGGAGAUGUCUGGCGCCAUGGCAACGCCAACAUCAGCAGCAACCUGGUAGACUGGCAGUUGGAGUUCGAGGCGGUCGGGGGAGGGGGAAAGGACACAAGUGUUGCCGUUGACGACGUUUCCCUGCUGGCUCAUCCCUGUGAAAGCGAAGGUUCCAAGUGUACUCUGGAGCAGGGCCUGUGUGGCUGGAGCAACACCAACCAUCUGGACCGGGACAAGCUGGACUGGGACAUCACCAGCGGAGAGACGGAAACACACUACCCUGUCCCCAUGCAUGACCACACACUGGGGACGGAGAGAGGUCACUUCCUGUUCUUCCCCAGCAGCAGUCGGACGCCAGCCAAUCAGAAUGCUCGGCUGGUCAGCGCCCAUCUCCCGCCAACCAAGGGCACCUGUCUGCGGUUCUGGGCUCACAGACCCUCCUCUGCGGACAACGUGCUGACGGUGUGGAGGCUGACGGGGGUGAACAGUCUCUACCAGCUGCUGAAGGUGGAGGCGGUGGAGGGCACCUGGGCCCCCUUCAAGAUUAGCAUCACCUCCACCGAAAGCUACCAGAUUGUGUUGGAGGGGGUCCGGGGCUCUGCGGGGGUCCUGGCCCUGGACGACAUCCAGUACACCGUGGGCACCGACUGUGACGGCAGAGUCACAGACCCACAACACGGGGGCCAGGCGGGCAGCGACGCCGGGGGCAUCGCCGCGGCCGUCAUCGUGGUUCUGCUCCUGCUGGGCUCGCUGGCCGGCCUCCUCGUCUUCUACCUGCGCACCAGGGGGACGGACGACCAGCUCAUCCCCAGCCGGUCAGCCCGCCAAUCAGUCGCCUCCUCUGGGGGCAAAGGCAUCGUCAACGAUGUGUACGAACCACAGAGCGAGGAUCGCGUGACGAUUCCACCAAUUCAGAACCAUCCCAUGGCUGCAGGCUUCAACAACGUGCUAACCUCGGACUCUGGGACCUUCAGGGAGAUGCAGGUGGCGUGAGGGGGAGGGGCGAGGGAGGGGCGUCACCUGAAGGUGGCCGAAGACAGAAUGGCGAUAUCACAGCAGCAGAACUGCUUGUGUCGUCGUGGUACAGACACACAGAUACACACACACACACACACACACACACACACACACACACACACACACACACACACACACACACACACACACACACACAUUAGCAGUGUGGUCGACGAUGUAUGUGUCUGCCACAACAAGCGCUAAUGCUAACAGGCUAAUGUGCAGGCCGGAUCAUUGAGGCCAGCUGGAGGCACUGCAGAUGUGCGCCAGAGCUAGCUCUAGUUGUGGAUGGUCGUCGGAAGGAGAACAGCGAUACGGCGGACGUCAGGGGCGGAGGGGGAACUGCUAGUUGGCAUGACAACAUGCGCAUUCCUCAGAUUUAGCUAACUGGCUAUCCGACACCCCAGUUGUGGAACCAGGGAUUAAUUGUCGGUUGAUUAACAUUGCAGAGGCAAAUUAGACAUGAUUUAACCUCCAGGAACAUAGAACGCAAUGAUAUAGGAGAGCUUAGAAAAGGAAUCUGACAAUAUUUUUGUCUUCUUAAGUAGCAAUUGAUAUGUAGCAAAACAUGAAAGAGGGUCGAUGUCACAGAAAACAAGAUGGAGUGUGUACGACGUUUGAAUGAAUUAAAGAUUAAACUGUGAACAAGACCCUCCGUGAA